Molecule: messenger RNA, 1722 nt
Organism: Leptosia nina
Lineage: Eukaryota; Metazoa; Arthropoda; Insecta; Lepidoptera; Pieridae
Source: the annotation of a GenBank genome assembly
AUGCUGGGAUUCAAACGUGGGUCCUUUCCGCUUUACGCGUUUACAAUUGUUUCUCGUAACGAUCAGGAAACUCCUCGAGAGUUGCGGAACAGAGCAGAGAAGCAAAGAAGAGAUAAAAUGAACCAAUCAAUAUCCGAUCUAGCUGCUAUAGUGCCGCCCGUGGCUAUACCAGCACGCAAAAUCGAUAAAACAAGCACACUUCGUCUGACCGCACACUAUUUACGAUCACAUCAAUACGUUUUUGGAGACAGCAUAAAUAGAGGGAGGAACAGCAGAGGAUUCAGCUUAGAAUUUACAAAAACCUUAUUGAAGACACUAAAAGGCUUCCUCAUUACGAUCACUUAUAAAGGUCUUAUUGUGGUCGUAUCGCCCAAUGUCCAGCAGUAUUUAGGCUACUCAGAGUUGGAAUUACUCGGCCAAAAUAUAUUCAACUACGUACAUGUGCAAGACCACAAUCUUUUAAGGGAACGGCUGAUGCCACCAAAGAUAAUGAUGGGCUUGAAUGGCGAACUUCUGGUACCACAAGACGAUGAAGGAAGGGCGCGCGUGGAAUAUGCUCUUAGUAAUGAAAAACGGAACUUCACUAUUCGUUUCAAAAGACCAAAUCAACAGAGGACUGGACCGAUACACUAUGUGACUUGUCAUAUACAGGGGACCCUGCGAAAAGCUGACAAGGCCGGUCUUAGAUAUAAUCGUUACAGUCAGAUUAUACGUCGAGCUAGAUUUAGAGGGGAGACGCCUAGAUCUAGUGGGAAUGACGUCGUAUUCAUCGGUAUAGCAAGACCAACGACUGAAACGUUUAUGACAGAAAGUAUACUCGAGUCGUUUAAAAUGGAAUACCGCACUCGACAUUCAAUAGACGGCCAAAUAAUACAAUGUGAGCAGAGGAUAGCUCUGGUCACUGGUUAUAUGACGCAUGAGGUUAGCGGGGUGAAUGCCAUGAAUUUUAUGCACCGCGACGACGUGCGUUGGGUCAUCGUGGCGUUACGUGAAAUGUACGACGAGAACCGUCUAUAUGGCGAAUCGUGCUACCGCUUGAUGACAAAAAAUGGAAAAUUCAUCUACAUGAGGACCAGGGGUAGAUUAGAUGUUGAUAGGAAUACCAACGCAGUGACCAGCUUUAUGUGCGUAAAUACAGUGGUAACCGAAGAGGAGGGGAAACAACUGAUUCAGUCAAUGAAGAAGAGGUUUAUGCUCAUCGUAAAUAAUGGUGAAGAUAAAAGUGAAACAAAUGCUUUAGAGGAGAAGAACGACAAGGCAGUAGCUGUUGAAGACCCGGAGCAAUUGCAGGAAGUUAUCCUUCACUUGGUCACAAACUUGCCGUCGCAAAAUAACAAUUUUGUUCCUUCAACCAUUAAUGAAGAUAUUGGAUUUUCAAGAUUAUCUAUCAUACCACCGAAAAAAGACAGAAUCCUCGACGCUAUUCUGAAGAGUAGUUCCGUUAUAGGUAACAUGGGGCAGAACGAAAUCAACUACGUCCAUUCAGAGACCAGUAACGUCAUUGGAAUAAGGCGUCCUUGCAUUGACAACAAUGAUAUCAAAACACCGACCAAAAUGUCUAAAAGCGACGAUAUGUCUGAUGAGAGUCUUCUGGAAUUUCUUCAGUUGGACUCUGGAGGAGAAUUUGCAAUCGCUGAUAUGGAUGCAAACGGCAUAAACUAUAAGGACAUUUUAGAAGAAGCCCAACUGGACAAGCAGUCUUAUUUUGAAAAUAUUGAUUAA